Ananas comosus (pineapple) is the source of this 898-nucleotide messenger RNA. Its product is annotated as UPF0161 protein At3g09310. The coding region runs from base 48 to 527 and encodes 159 amino acids. NCBI's taxonomy places the organism in Eukaryota, Viridiplantae, Streptophyta, Magnoliopsida, Poales, Bromeliaceae. The record is from RefSeq and is a predicted model, not a curated record. The transcript is spliced from 5 exons.
AUCUAAUCUUUAACGGUCGGAUCCCAUCUCGCGCCACGCUCUCGGCGAUGGCCUCGGCGCUCCUCAUAUCUCCUCCCUCGUCGAAACCCUAUUCUCACCCUCCCUCUCUCUUCGAUCAUUCCAAAUCGCUCUCCGAAGGUUCCAGAUCCUUCCUCCUCUUUCCCCUCCGAUCGCCGCGUAGCGUCGCCUCUCGCACUUCUCAAGGGGAGAUUCGUCGGUUUCCAUGUAGUCGACGGGAGGAAGUUUCAAUUCAGAAGCGCGUAGAUGAGGAGGAAAUUAGGGAUUUCGGGGUUAAAGUAGCAUUGUCGAUGCUCAAAUUCUACAAAAGAGAGAUCUCGCCGUUGUUGCCUUCUAGCUGUCGCUAUGUUCCUACGUGUAGUGAGUAUUCGAUGGAGGCGUACAAAAGAUAUGGUUUUGUAAAGGGAACGAUCUUGACGGCUUGGCGUAUCUGCCGUUGCAAUCCUCUCGGUGGAUCCGGAUUUGAUCCUCCCAGGUGGUUUGGCGAGCAAGAGCCAUCUGAACAAUGAUAAAGCAUUUCUCAGUAUCUAAAACGACACACUUCAAUGAAAUAUUUGUCUUCUAACUAUAUUUCUAAAGUGGAAAGAAAGGUUUAAGAUCUUAAUCGGGCAGUUUCUCGCUUGAUAAAUUAUUGCGUCUUUCUGUACUAACCUCGCUUUAGUUUAUGUUAUGAUCAUAAAUUUAGAGCUUUUGUCAUGGAGAUAGCUACAGAGUUGUUCUUAAUAAUCAUGUGAUGCCAUCAGCUACCAUGUGUUUCUUCCACUUGAUUUUAAUGGAAUACGUAAUAAUAUAGUAGGAAAGUCAUUCUAAACUAGCAAAUGCUUCAGGAGAGAACUCCUGUAUUAUUAUUUUUAUUUUUUAUUCCAUUCAAAUUAUGCUC